AAUUAGUGGGCGAGAUUAAUUGACUUAUAAGUAGAGUACAUAUAUUUUCCAGGACACGUGUUGAAUGCUCAGUCGAGAAGGAACAGUGGAUGUGGGAAGAUGUUCCAAGAGCUGCAGAUAAACAUGAAUACAUCAUUCAAUCUGUUUUUCUGGACCCACCUUCAUUACACCUCAGAUGAAAAUGCUUUGGUUAUUCUUGAUGAGCUCUACAAGAAUUAUACAAAGUUUUGCUCUGAUCAUCAGUUGCCUCUUGCAAGCAAAUCAUCCAUGGGAAAAUCCCUCUGUCGUUUGGGAUUUAAGGACCGUAAGAGGAUUCAGGGAUCCCAUGGAAAAGGUAAAAUUUCUGCCUGCCUAGGUUUGGCUUGGGCUGCGAGUGAUGUAAAUCCUAACUACCACCUCUUGACCCAUAACAUGCCAAAAAGAAAACUAACAUCAAAAACCUCAGAAUGGAAGCAUAAACCAAAAUGGGAAUCAAGAACCCCAGAAACUGAAAGGUGCAUCCCUAAACCAACUCCUAGCAUUGCAGAAUGGGGAACAAUUAUACCAAAACAGGAACCUAGAACCCCCCCCAAAAAAAUUCCCAAGCCAAAUCUAAAGAUCCCAGAAUGGAAACCAAUUAUAAAAAAACAGGCACGAAAAUCCCCCAAAUGGGAAAGUACCUCUGAACCAAAACAAAAUACUUCAAAACAGGUGUGCGUUCCAAAACGACAUACAAAGCCCAUUAAACUGAAAAAGACAACAACCCUUGCAGCAAAAUCAAGAUCUUCAAAACAAAAUCAGUGUAAAAACAAAUUUAAGCUGAAGAUGAAAUUUAGAAAACCAAAGACACCAAGACAGACACUACAAGAGAAUGCGUAUAGAAGGCAAUUACAAGUGAACCUCGGCCAAAGCUCAAAGAGGUACAUAUUUUGUCCUUUCACAAGCAAGAAUGAGGCAGCAACAAUUGUAUCUUCUCUAGGGCUCAGCAUUACAGCUCAUGUGCUUCCAGAAGAAGGAGCUUUCUUUGUUAGGGAGUAAAUCAUUAUAUCAUCACUUCUUACCUACAUGCAACAGACAGACAACAUUUUAUUGAUUUAUAAAAUUAUUUCAUCUUGCAUAAACGCUAACGAGAUAUUUAAAUUUUACUACUGAAGAGGAUUAACUUAUUUUAAAGGAAUUUAAUAUUAUUUUGUUCAUUCUUUGGUAUAAUUAUUGCUGUGCUGUAUAUUUUAUUGUAGUCAAGUGAUUACCUUUAAUGGAAUUAUUAUACAUUAAUUUCUCUAUAUUAUUAUUACAAAUUAAUGUUUUACAGAUUACAGUAAUAAAUUUUUUCAUAGGCAUAGUAGCCUUGUAAUGCAUAUCCAGGAUCUUCCUUAAGCCUAAAUUUCAUUGAUAUUACUACAUACAGGAUAAUCAUUAUAAAUUGAAUGUACAUUUGUGUACAUUCAUAAUCAUCAAUAUAGCAUCUUCCUUCUAGCUGACCAUGCCAUCCUUCUCAGGUAGACAAAUUAUCAGAUUAAUUUAUUAUAGUGCAUUUUUUUUAAAUAUGAAUAAACCUAGCAUCACUGAUUUCUUGAGAAUUGUCACACUGCAUACAAUACACACAUUUACUCCCUCCUUAACAAGGUGCUUCCACCCAGCCUUGUCCUUAACAAUCUAACCCAAGUUGUUCACACUUCCCACUCACCAUGUCCUGGCCUUAUUUCCAACCCUCAAAUUCACUUGUUAUACUAAUAAAGCUGAGUCACUAAAUUGUUUACCUAACAUUGGAUUUACAGGGAAUAAGAGGAAAAAUUUACUACAGUCAUCUUGAAAAUCUCGUCUGUAGGGCAUAAUCGAGUGGAGCAAGACGAUGUAGGCAAUAAUGAACAGGUUUUA
Molecule: messenger RNA, 1857 nt
Organism: Procambarus clarkii (red swamp crayfish)
Lineage: Eukaryota; Metazoa; Arthropoda; Malacostraca; Decapoda; Cambaridae
Source: RefSeq, a predicted model, not a curated record